Molecule: messenger RNA, 708 nt
Organism: Oldenlandia corymbosa var. corymbosa
Lineage: Eukaryota; Viridiplantae; Streptophyta; Magnoliopsida; Gentianales; Rubiaceae
Source: the annotation of a GenBank genome assembly
AUGUGUAUUCAUGAUGAGGCAAUCCCGCAUUGCAUUGACAUGAUUGAUCAAACCACUCUUGGGCACCGUUUUAUCUAUCGCGAGUUCGGCCAGAGAGCUAGAGUUGGAUGGCAGAUCGGCCCUUUCGGUCAUUCUGCAAUCCAGGCUUAUUUGCUUGGUGCGGAGCUAGGAUUUGACUCGCUGUUCUUUGCACUGAUUGAUUACCAAGAUAGAACUAAACGGAAAAAUAACAAGUUGCUUGAGGUCGUUUGGCGGGGAUCUAAAUCACUUGGCUCAUCAUCACAGAUAUUUACUGGGAUAUUCCUUGUCCAUUAUAACCCUUCGGAUGGCUUCUCAUUUGAAGUUAAUGAUAUGUCCUCGCCAAUUCAGGACGACCUCACCCUCUUUGACUAUAAUGUUGAAGAACGUGUCAACGGUUUCGUUCAAGCUGCUAUGAUACAGGAACUCGAAGAUGGCAAAUUACUGAUUGGGCUGGCUCACCUAUAUGAGUGGGUCGUGUUUGGAUUCAUGGGAAAAAAGAUUGGAGAAGAUGAAGACUAUUCUGUCACACCAAAUGUGGAACUCGGGAAGCUUUUCUCUGACCGUAAGAUAAGCAAGAUUGCGGAAAUGAAUUUGUCAGCAAAUCAAGAAAGAAGCGAGUGGAGAAGAAGAGACUUGAUUGGAGGGCAAAAGAAGGGUGUAAUGAGCAAUAGAAUGAAGAUGGUUUGA